Molecule: messenger RNA, 517 nt
Organism: Trichosurus vulpecula (common brushtail)
Lineage: Eukaryota; Metazoa; Chordata; Mammalia; Diprotodontia; Phalangeridae
Product: eukaryotic translation initiation factor 5A-1-like
Exons: 1
Coding region: 27-491 (154 amino acids)
Biological process (GO): positive regulation of translational elongation; positive regulation of translational termination
Molecular function (GO): translation elongation factor activity; ribosome binding; RNA binding
Source: RefSeq, a predicted model, not a curated record
AGUCGUUGGAAUAGAAGUCUCUCAAAAUGGCAGAUGACCUGGACUUCGAGACGGGGGAUGCAGGGGCAUCAGCUACCUUUCCCAUGCAGUGCUCUGCCUUGCGCAAGAAUGGCUUUGUGGCGCUCAAAGGCCGGCCCUGUAAGAUAGUUGAGAUGUCCACCUCCAAGACUGGAAAGCAUGGCCAUGCCAAGGUUCAUCUGGUUGGUAUCGAUAUCUUUACUGGGAAGAAAUAUGAAGAUAUCUGCCCUUCAACCCACAACAUGGAUGUGCCCAAUAUCAAGAGAAAUGAUUUCCAGCUGAUUGGGAUUCAGGAUGGCUACCUGUCACUGCUCCAGGACAGUGGGGAGGUAAGGGAGGACCUUCGUUUACCUGAGGGUGACCUUGGCAAGGAGAUUGAGCAGAAGUAUGAUUGUGGAGAAGAGAUCCUGAUAACGGUGCUGUCAGCCAUGACAGAGGAAGCAGCUGUUGCAAUCAAGGCCAUGGCAAAGUAACUGGCCCCCAGGGUGGUGGUGGCUGC